GCAGAAUAAAGGCCAGAUGAGGGAGGCUCACCUACCCUGUUCCCUACUUCCUUCUCUUCACGUCCUUCUCUGUGCUUACAGCCCUCAUGGCCCCCAAAAAGCCAGAACCCAAGAAGGACGAGGCCAAGGCAGCCCCUAAAGCAGCUCCAGCUCCAGCUCCAGCUCCAGCUGCCUCUGAACCUGAGCGCCCGAAGGAAGUUGAGUUUGAUGCUUCCAAGAUCAAGAUCGAGUUCACACCGGAGCAGAUUGAAGAGUUCAAGGAAGCCUUCAUGCUGUUCGACCGGACACCCAAGGGUGAGAUGAAGAUUACAUACGGGCAGUGUGGGGACGUCCUGAGAGCGCUGGGCCAGAACCCCACCCAGGCCGAGGUGCUCCGUGUUCUGGGGAAGCCAAAGCAGGAAGAGCUGAACACCAAGAUGAUGGACUUUGACACAUUCCUGCCCAUGCUCCAGCACAUUUCCAAGAACAAGGACACGGGCACCUAUGAGGACUUCGUGGAGGGGCUGCGGGUCUUCGAUAAGGAGGGCAACGGCACGGUCAUGGGCGCUGAGCUCCGCCACGUACUGGCCACACUGGGUGAGAGGCUGACAGAAGAUGAGGUGGAGAAAUUGAUGGCUGGGCAAGAAGACUCCAAUGGCUGCAUCAACUACGAAGCAUUCGUGAAGCACAUCAUGGCCAGCUGAACUUCUCACCGCAGGGAGCCCAGGGGAGGCCAUGCUGGGGACAGCUCAUCUCCCAUUCAUGAUGUUGACACCAGUGGCCCAGAGUUGUGAGAAGGAGGGGAAUGCACCGAGACUCCUGCACCUGCUCUUCUGUACAGCCCUGCGGAUGUCUCUGCAUCACUGUCAUCUCCUGCCCCAUCAGGCUGCCCUCACCUGCGACUGCAUCUCUGUCCCCACCCCUUGGACCCCAUGAAUAAAAGCCAUCUUUUCAUCCUC
Molecule: messenger RNA, 938 nt
Organism: Hipposideros armiger (great roundleaf bat)
Lineage: Eukaryota; Metazoa; Chordata; Mammalia; Chiroptera; Hipposideridae
Gene: MYL3
Product: myosin light chain 3
Exons: 7
Coding region: 87-683 (198 amino acids)
Cellular component (GO): myosin II complex
Molecular function (GO): calcium ion binding
Source: RefSeq, a predicted model, not a curated record